AAAGGUAACUAAGCAAAAUAACUCGGCCCCGCCCCCGAGCUCUCCGCCCCUGUCUCCGAUCUUCUUGCGCGUCCGAAUCCCUAAAGCCCCAAAAAACUCCGAUCUUCUUUCGCUGCUGCUGAGAUGAACACGCAACAGACUGCUCAGCUCAAAUCUUCUGCCAAUGGAUUUGCUCGUCGAAGAAGUGAAAGGGAAAGCGGAAUGAGAUUGGAAAAUAAACAUCAAUCUGGGAAAUUAAACCAGAAUAGAUCGAUGAAUGCAAUUGGGACCAGCAAAGCUCCAGUUUAUGAGAGUCCAUCUCGUGAUCGGCUGGUAUAUCUAUCAACCUGCCUUAUUGGGCAUCCUGUGGAAGUCCGGCUCAAAAAUGGGUCCAUCUACUCUGGAACGUGUCACACCACAAAUGUUGAGCAGGAAUUCGCUAUUAUUUUGAAAAUGGCUCGCAUGACAAAGGACGCGUCUUAUCGAGGGAGUAAGCAGGAAUAUGUUAUGAAAGCUCCUUCGACGACUUUAAUUAUACCCGGAAAAGAGGUUGCAGAGGUCAUAGCUAAGGAUGUACCUCUAACUGUUGCGGGGCAGUCCAAUGAGCUCCAAAAUGAAAGGCAUGAGGACAUUUUGAUAGAUUCAUCUAUAUCACACUCCCGUCACGUGGAACUGGAUAGAGAGCUAUCACCGUGGGUACCUGAUGAAGAUGAUCCACAAUGCCCUGGACUUGAGAACAUAUUUGACGGCCCUUGGAACAGGGGGUGGGAUCAGUUUGAAACAAACAAAAUGUUGUUUGGAGUGAAAAGCACUUUUGAUGAGGAGCUCUACACUACAAGGUUGGAGAAGGGCCCUCGAAUGAGAGAGUUGGAGAGGGAAGCAACAAGGAUCGCUAGAGAAAUUGAGGGCGAGGAUACAGAAGACCUACAUUUAGCGGAGGAAAGGGGCAUCAACCUUGGUGAAGAUUUUGAUGGUGAUGAGGAGGUGAGGUUUUCUUCAGUCAUCAGAGGCAGGGGGCUUGAUGAUAGUGGAUACGAUGAAGAUGAGGAUAUAUUGUUAGACAACCGGAAUACUGAAACAUUCGGUGAUGUACCUGCAUCAUCCGGUGCAAAGACUGACCACCUGCAUCGUGGUACAAGCAAUGACAGUGCCGGAGCAUUAUUAACCUCUUCAGUGGAUGAACCACAAUGUUCUCAAUCAAGUAACGGGUCAGAAUUUUUCCAGUCCAAUACAUAUGACCAUUGUAGACAGCAGGCAGAUGAUCUUCCGUGUAAAAGUUCCACUUCAGACAGCAAUGGAAGGUCUUUAUACAGGAAUCUCGAGAUUUUGCGAGUUGCACAAGGGCAUGAUAGCAUUAAUGCUAGCAUUGAGACGAAAACGGUAGCUGUGGAUGCCAAGUUGUCUAAAUCCAAUGAAUCCCAGUCUUCAGAGAACAGUCAGACUGCUGGCUUUGAUAGAGGUGGACUAUCGGCUGAUGCUCCUUCGGUGACAAUUUCUGUAAAGGAAAUGCCACCUACUGAACCAGAGGUUGUUUCUGUUAAACCGGAUGGAGAAAGUUCUGGUGUUAGUGCAUGCAGACAACCUGGUACUUUUGCAUCAGGUUUGGAUCAUGCAGGUGCUACGUCAGCUUCUAGUCAUCCUGCUGUAUCUCCAAGCUCUUCGUUAAUUGGUUCCUCAUCUUCUGAAAAUUCAACUCUGAAUCCACAUGCUAAGGAAUUUAAAUUCAACCCAAAUGCAAAGAGUUUCACUCCUUCACAUUCGUCGCCAGUUCGACCUACAUCACCGGUUUCUGAUGGUUCUUACUACUUCACGCCAAAUGUUACCACUUUACCACAAAUGCACGGGAUGCCAGUGGGGAUUGGAAUGGGUCCAUCAUACAGUGGGCAUCAGCAUGUUCUAUUUAACCCACAAGUUGCACCACUGCGAUCUCCCCAACCUUAUUUCCAUCCUAGCGGGCCUCAGUAUGGUCAACAGAUGAAUCUUGGCCACCCGAGGCAAGUCUUGUACAUGCCAGGCUACCAACCUGAAAUGGCAUACAAAGGACGCGACUUUUAGUGUCUGGGAGCUGACGAUUGAUGAUUACAAUUGCAUAAUUAUUCUUAGUGGGUCUACCAAGCAUGGUUUGCGCGAGGAAUAAACAUAAUUAGAGCCUCAUGAUGAUUAAGAGAUGGUAGGUCUGUUGGAACCCCUCAGAAGCAUGAGUCUAAAUAUGAGCCAUAAGAGAGAAGUUUGACUAUGUAAUCUGAUCUACAAUCCAAUUUACCUGAAUUGACUGACAGGCUUUUCCUUGUUCUUAUUUUGUUCACCUUUGUUAUAUUUUUUUUUACCUACAUUGAAUGUUUACCAUGGGGAUGGAGAAAAAUGAGAGAAAGAAGCAGUGUUGGAUUACUAACUAAAGUUAUUUGGGUUUCCAUUGUUGCUUUUGGUUUAUUUAAUUUGUAUGACUUGAGCGCCAUUGCUGUUCAUUUGUAUUUGUUGGUCAACUGUUAGGUAAGUUAAUGACUGCUUGCCUCAAGGGCUGACCUUGUCAUUCUUUCUCAGAGUCAGAGGAGAAAGUCCAGAGGGGGAAUAUUAUUUUUUCCCUUCACCAAAAUAUGUCAAUAAAAAAGAUAGUGAUAAAGUAUAAAUUAGACAUUUUCGUACCUCAUUCUUAGGCAUUAUAACUGUGUUCAUUUUCACUCCAUUCUAGUCUAGGAUGUUAUCAAUGUAACAUUUUCAGGGUUCGAUGAAGAAUAUGGUGGUUUGGGCACAAUUUUAAGCCAAAGGUGCAAGUUUAGAGGACACAAGGGACAACUUCUAGAGAUCACGAUGAUGACUACAUGAUCACGACCACAAUCUCCUAGUUGUGAUUCGUGCCCAUUGGCUUGGUUGUUAUUAUUAGAUUUUUGCAUCAAAAUGAAUUACAGAGAGUACAUGAGAGUUCCAUUCUGGCCAACCACAUGCUAGGGUUAGGGAGAUUCCUAUUCCAAGUGCAUAUUUUCUCUUGAAGUAAACUUCUUGUCAGUUAACUUUUCUUUUGCUUGUUCAUGUGGUAAGUAUUUCAAUAUCAAUCCGAGCGGACUAUCUAUCAAAUUGUGGUUAAAUCUAAGGAAAUUAAACAAACUAAAUAAGCAAGCAAUUAGACUUUGGUGAAUUCGAUUGAGAAAGUAUCAAUUGAACAUUGCCCCCGGUCUUGUGUUAAGACGCAAAGAUGAAACUCUAGUGCGAUAGGUAGGUUUAUAUACCGAAGGAGUUCUAAAUUAGCUAGGAAACCACUCCUCGGAAGUUAAUCCGGAACGGUGAAAAUUAACCAAUCAAGACGUAUCAUGGCACUUCUUCGAUGAUUGAGGGUUAACCUGGAUUGGCCUAGAAACGGUUACCUGAAUUGCCAAGAAUGGGCUAUAAGGGGAUUUCAUCAUUCUAAGUCAACUUGUCCCUAAAUUGAGGGCUUUGAUCAAUAACAUCCAAUUUCCGUGAAUAAUAACUCAAUCAUUAUAUAAAUCACAAACCCAACACACAAAGAGUUCAAAUCCUACAAUCUAACACAUCCUAGACUAGAGUUCACAAUAUCCAAGUGAAAUUGGAGUCUUCCUCCUGCUUGAUCUGCAGCUGUGCUAGAGCCUCCUUCGAAGCCAGCCGCGCCUUUAAAGCCCGCUUGAAGUUCCAUUACUGGGAUUGGAUUCUAGUAUAAAGCAGUAAAUCGAUU
This is a messenger RNA of Linum trigynum, 3664 nucleotides long. NCBI's taxonomy places the organism in Eukaryota, Viridiplantae, Streptophyta, Magnoliopsida, Malpighiales, Linaceae. The record is from the annotation of a GenBank genome assembly.